AUGUCAACAGCAGCGGUAAUCGAUAAACUGCAACGGAAGGGGAUCGGAGAGUUGGAGGGGUUAAAUAGCAGGCCGUACUCGCGAUUUCACCUAUGUCUGGACGCGUUCCACAAGGAUGGUUUCGACGCUUUUUUUUAUCCCCGCAAACAAGGAAAAACGAAUACCCUCGAUGAUGUAGCAGCAAACAGGACCGCCGGUCAAGGGCUUCCUCCGGCACCACAAAACCUUCUUGAGCCGAUUAUAUCAAGUAUUCCAGAGCAUGCAGACACUGAGAUAGACCCCAGCACUAGGGUCAACGACCAAGAACCAAAACAAGAACAGAAAUCGUGCAGCAAUAACACCGCGUCUAUCUCACCGAGAGAGUCCACGACUGGUUAUUCCUGUCAACCUCAAGCCGUAGGCAAGCAGGGAGAAAUAUACACCGAGGAACGCGGGUUCAUACCUUUAGAGUUAAGUCCUGAAGAGGUGAAAAUACAAAUAUCACCCACCGAAAAUAUCGCCUGUCCAAUAGAAUCAAGAUCACCGCAAGAAACCGCCACUGAACACCAAUCGCCGGCGGAUAAGGUGUUGCCUCCGGCGCUCGAAGACUCAAUAACACGCACUUCCACAAUAGGGUACCUGGACCAUCACCCAGGUCAUAUCUCGCCCGGUAACCUCGCCACCAAUGGUCUCAUCGAAAACUACCCACAGAAACAGCAUCCUGAACCCUUAGCAGCAGUGAGUACACCUCAGAUCUCGGGUGAAGACUUGAUCCGAUCCCACUCUAAGCCUGCACCAUAUUUAAACAAAGAGAAUAAAGCCAUGGACUUGAGUCAGCGUUUGGAAGAAUUCAAGCUAGAAACUGGAUUCCAGGGGGACUACGUUCUACAACGAGCGGGCACGUGGGAAAGUGGAAGCUCUACAAAGCUAUGGAGAACAUCAAGAUGGAAGAAAAAGGCGGUGAUUGGGAGCGGGAACUUUGGAACCUUUGACCAUCUUUUCGUAAACUUCGACGGCUGGUACGAAGAUUCGGAUAACAUGUUCCUUGUGAUGGAAUAUGUUAGGGAUGGCGACUUAAGCAAAUAUAUUCAGCGAUCGAAAGAAGGUUCAAAGGGUUCCAGAUCACUGAUGGAGGUUAAGGAGAUUACUAGGCAAAUCUUAGAAGGACUUGAGGUGCUCCACAGUAAAAAGAUUUAUCACCGUGAUUUAAAGCCGCAGAAUAUCCUCAUGGCCUCUCUUGAUCCAGUGUGGAUUAAGAUAGCGGACUUUGGUGCUUCGAAACAUGCAAAGAAUACCAGCCUACGAACAAGAGCUGGUACCCAAGGUUAUCUCGCGCCCGAAAUACUUGGAUGUAACCCCAAAAAGUUCAAAACUCAGGGUUUGAUUCCUCAUGCUUUGGAUGUGUGGUCGUUGGGAUGUUUGGUGUAUGAACUCAUCGCCUUCGAACCUCCCUUUCUUGAUCAAGAGCCGGAUGAGGAAGACGAACCUGCCACAGGCGUAGAAGCCUGGCCGACAUCAGAACCCCGCGAAUUCGACUUCGCAUGUCUUCGGGAGUAUUGCGAUUCUGGCCUCGAAUUCCCGGCGGCACUUCUGAAGCAAUCAGAUCUUCCGGUGGGUGAAGAAGAAGAAGCCUUUAUCCGAAGUCUUUCGGUUCCAAGUCCAAUGGCUCGGCCGACGGCAGCCAAUAGCUUACAAGGCCCAUGGCUGAGAGGACUUUAUUAUACAAGCGGUAGGAUUGAGUUUUGGAAGAAUGAGUUUUUGCAGCUUGGGGUGCAGCUGGACUUCGGUAAAGAGAAUAUAUUGAUGCGGCAAGUGGAUGUGAGAGACAUCUAUCAGUUUCUACCCAAGGGUGCUAAGGGUGCUAAGGGUUCGGUUUCGGAUCUUCUUAUGGUGGCUGCGAGGAAAAGUCGCAAGGAGGCUCUUGAGAGACUACUCAAGUCCCCGAGUUGUCUGGAGUCGAUAGGCAGUGUAAAUAGGGUGAAAUUAUUUCAGCAGGCGAUAGAGACUGGACAGAGAGAUAUGGUGCAAAGACUUUUACAACACAAGGCAUUUGCUGAGGCCUCCUUUGGCGACAAAUCAGUGCAAGGAUGGGCGGUAGAGGUGGCUGGGGAUGAUGGUGAGAUGGUCAAGGUGAUCCUUGAACAUGCAAGUGAUCUUUGUGGUGCACUUCUAUUGGCUGUCAAGUCUGGUGAUGUUGAUAUAGUACGGACAGUUUUGGGGAGAGAUCCCGAAAAGGAGGUUUUCGACACCGGAGAUUCUCUCCAUACACCCUUGCGAGAGGCAGUUAAGGAAGGGUAUCUUGAUAUUGUUAAAUUGCUUCUAAACGAAGACACAAACAUUAAUUUUCCAGCGCCAUAUGAUGCAGGUCGUCGGACACUACUUCAGACAGCUGCCGCACAUGGUCAUGUCGAGAUAGUAAAAUACUUGCUGGACAAGGGGGUAAAUGUCAACGGGUUAGCUGAGAGGGAUGGCGGCCGAACAGCCCUGCAAGCGGCCUCUGAGCUUGGUCAUGUCGAGAUCAUCAAUCUGCUAUUGAAAAAUGGUGCAAAUGUGAAUAGCCCAGCAGCGUAUACCAACGGCCGGACAGCCUUGCAAGCGGCUGUCGAGCGUGAACACCUUGAUGCCAUCAAGAUUUUGCUGGACAGUGGCGCGAAUGUAAACGGCAGCGCAGGGGCCGAGGGCGGUAAAACGGCACUACAGGCAGAUGCAAGAUGUGGAAAUCUGGAAAUCAUGGCCUGCACCGGCGGACAUUUUGGCAUUGUCAAGCUCCUGUUAAACGAAGGCGCCGAUAUCGACUCAAGGGCAGGACGUUAUGGAAGAACGGCAUUACAGGCAGCAGCCGAAGUGGGCGAUAUGGAGACUUUUAAGCUACUUAUGGAACAUAAGGCGGAUGUCAACGCGACAGCAGGAGGAGGAGAAUCAGCACAUAAACGAAGUACAGCUCUACAGCUGGCUGCGGGAAAUGGAUAUUUCGAAAUGGUCAAAAUCUUGAUAGACAACAACGCCCACGUCAAUGCCGCCGCGUUCGAUCCCGCCCCGUUCAGAGAAUAUAAUUUAACAGCGUUGCAAGCAGCAGCCAAGGGCGGACAUUUGAGAAUCGUAAAGCUCUUACUAGAGAACGAGGCCAGCACAGGUGGUCGAGGUUGGACGCCCUUAUCCAUCGCUGCCGGUGGCGGAUACAUGGACAUUAUCCGGCUGUUGCUAGAGUAUGAGGACGAUUUCAAGACAAACGGAACGACGGCCUUAAAUGCUGCCAGCGGCAAUGGACGCAUUGACGUUGUGAAGCUGCUAUUAGACCGAUAUAAUGGCGCGCAUGUCAAUGCAAGAGCAGGACCGUUGGCGACGGAUCAAUAUAGCCCUAGUCCAUCUGCCCUAGAAGCAGCGGCGGGUGGUGGAUACAUCGAUGUUAUAAAGCUGUUGCUAGAUAGGGGCGCGGGCGUCUACACAAAUCCAGUAGUAGAGCCACGUCGUAAACCCACUCCAAACGCCGUAGAAGUCGCGGCUGGCGGUGGGCACAUCGGCGUUGUAGAGCUACUGCUUGAUGGGAGUACCGGCGGCACCGAGGACGUGAAAGCUGGAACGGUCGACACAUGGACUAGGGCGUUAACUGCAGCAUCUAAAGCCGGACAUUCCAACAUUCUUGAGUUCUUAUUGAAUCAUACUAUUGGUAUCAAUUCCUACACACAUCAAUGGACUAGAAACGAAGACGCAACGGCGGCAUUUCGUAAAGCGCUGGGGUUUUGUAUCAAGCGUGGGCACAUUGAGAUGGUAGAACUUAUACUACACGUGUAUAAAAACGAUGAAAUCUGUGUCGGAGCAUUGCAAAAGGCAGCACGUGUGGGAAAUAUCGGUAUUGUAAAGCUCCUACUAAGUACCAGGGCGGGUGCAGCUAUGAGUGUCGGAGCGGAUUGUUCUACGAGCUUUACAACCAAUCAAGGAAAUCUCAAUCAUUUGAUGCCCCGCCAGCGAAGACAGCUUCUAGUAGAUGUGCAAUUUACCCGUCUCGGUGGAUACAAGUUUACGCCUUUGCAAGCAGUUUGCAAGGGUGGGCAUAACAGAAUCGUCAAGCUGCUAUUGGAAAACGGUCCCAUUGAACAGCGCUACCAAAAAGAACAAAUAGCCUUGUGCCUCGCAGCUAUGGAGGGACAUACUGGGAUUGUGAAGCUCCUACUAUCAAGUAGGGCCGAUGUCAACGGCGGGGGACAAAUGGAGACCAAUUGGACUAUAAAGCCUGACGCCCCACAACUUGCUGCGUUGUACGGACAUAUUCACAUUGUUAAGCUACUUCCGGACCACGGGAUCGAUCCUAGCAAUCUGCGCGACAACAAGUGUACACCACUGCCUCUUUCCGCCUUUAAAGGUCAUACGGCCAUUGUUAAGUUGCUGCUGGAUAAUAUAUCCGUCCGCUUCCCCGAUAAGAUACUGGGUGGUAACGAGGCCUUACUAGUGGCGGCCGUGCGGGGCGGAAAUCUCAACACUAUCAGACUCUCGUUAAAGAACAAAGUAAAUGUCAAUAUUCCGGACUCGAAGUCUGUAACGGCGCUACACGCGGCAGCUGAGAUUGGACACAUCAGUAUUUUGAAGCUCUUGAUCAACAACAAGGCCGAUGUUAAUGCGGAAACCGAGGAUGGGACUACUGUUCUGAAGCGUGCUUUUAUAUCCCAAAAUAUCGACGCCAUCAAACUUCUCGUAAACUUGAAGGCCAACGAUCUCCCCAUAACCAACAACCACUACCACUACCGUGAUGAAAUUCGAGACGAAUACAGCAACGCCUCCGGCCGUGGGCUCUAG
Molecule: messenger RNA, 4770 nt
Organism: Morchella sextelata
Lineage: Eukaryota; Fungi; Ascomycota; Pezizomycetes; Pezizales; Morchellaceae
Exons: 11
Coding region: 1-4770 (1589 amino acids)
Biological process (GO): protein phosphorylation
Molecular function (GO): protein binding; ATP binding; protein kinase activity
Source: RefSeq, a predicted model, not a curated record